Molecule: messenger RNA, 2759 nt
Organism: Cygnus atratus (black swan)
Lineage: Eukaryota; Metazoa; Chordata; Aves; Anseriformes; Anatidae
Gene: FHL5
Product: four and a half LIM domains 5
Exons: 7
Coding region: 403-1245 (280 amino acids)
Biological process (GO): positive regulation of transcription by RNA polymerase II
Cellular component (GO): nucleus; Z disc
Molecular function (GO): transcription coactivator activity
Source: RefSeq, a predicted model, not a curated record
UUAGUAAUCACAAUUUUUCUGUCUCUUUUCUGAAUUACAAGCCCAAGUGAGGGCUGUUGGAUUCAUUCUGCAUGGACCACAGCAUAGCCGGAGAUGAACGAUGAUCCAUAUCUUCAUUUUCUGCUAAACAGUUGGCGGAUUAGGGGGUUUAAUUCUUGAUUUUUUUAACAGAAGUGCCUUUUUUCGUUUUGACAACUGUCUGAAAUACGUUCCUUUAAGAACCUCCUACACGCCAAAUUCUGAUGGGACCCUCAAAUAGCUCUGGCAAAGCAUUCUGUUUCUUUUGGACUUGAUGAAUGCUUGUUUCUGUGCAGACGUGUAAUUAUUUCUUCUUCAUUUUGCUGCACAAGUUACCAGGAGAAGCAGCUUAAAACCAAAUAUUACCCGGAAAACCCCACCAGAAUGACCAGCAAUCAGACAGAUUGUCAUUACUGCCUGCAGUCUCUUCGUGGAAGGAAGUAUGCAUUAAGGGAAGAAAACGCUUACUGUGUCACAUGUUAUGACAGCCUGUUUGCCAACCCCUGUGAAGAGUGCAAGAAACCUAUUGAGUGUGAUUCUAAGGAUCUGGCCUACAAAGGCCGCCACUGGCAUGAGAGGUGCUUCAACUGUGCCAAAUGCAGUCGCUCUCUGGUGGAGAAACCAUUUGCUGCAAAGGAUGAGCUCUUGCUGUGUACUGAAUGCUACUCCACUGAGUAUUCAUCUAAGUGUUUCCACUGUCAGAAGACCAUUAUGCCUGGUUCGCGUAAGAUGGAAUUUAAGGGAAGUUCUUGGCAUGAAUCCUGUUUUGUUUGUCAGUAUUGCCGGCAACCACUGGGAACAAAACCAUUGAUCACCAAAGACAAUGAGAAUUACUGUGUGCCCUGUUUUGAGAAGCAAUUUGCUCACCGUUGCUACGCUUGCAAAAAGGUAAUAACUUCUGGGGGAGUGACCUACCAUGACCAGCCUUGGCAUAAAGAAUGCUUUGUCUGUGCUGGAUGUAAAACUCAGCUGUCCGGACAAAGGUUUAUUUCCAAAGAUGAGUAUCCAUACUGUGUAGACUGUUACAGCAAAUUUUAUGCUGAGAAGUGUGCUGCUUGCAAGAAACCUAUUACAGCUCUUGGAGGUGCCAAGUUUAUCUCAUUUGAAGAGCGCCAGUGGCAUGGGGAAUGCUUUAACUGUGCAAAAUGCUCUGUCUCGUUGGUGGGCGAAGAAUUCCUCACUAAGCAGGAUGAUGUCCUUUGUAAUGAAUGUGGCUCUGCUUCAUAGUUCUGUGGAGAGCUAUACAGAUGCAUUAUUCUCACUCUUUAAUCAUGUGCUUUGUUACUUGCAAUAAGAAAAUCAUCUAAACAACACACCACUUAUUUAGUCAUUCACAUAUUUUUCAAACAGCAGUUUAAUUCUAUCAUAGUUCUAAACUGUUUGUUAAAAAUAUAAUAAUAAUAAAUAGCCACAUACUGGCUAACUGCAGAAAAUAUUAGUAUAUAUUUAAAAUAUAACUACAGUAUGUUUUCCUUGUAACAUACUGCACUCUGCUGUUAGAAGCUUAAAAAUUUACAUUUCAUCUCCCAUUAACCAAGAAGUAUGAAAAGUCUAUAUGGCAUACAAGUAAUGAUGAGGCAUUAGCUCUCCUAACAAAGAGAACGUAGGUGUACACAAAGAAACACUAAGUCAGAGAAGUCAACUCUAGCGCCAGAUAAAGGGAUAAAAGUUUUCUUUUCUCUCCUUACUGAGAUUGCUUCUCAGAAAAAUAAGUUUCCCAUGACUUUAGUCAUCCAAAAGACUGAGUGAUGUGUCCUCUCCCAAAAGUGGUUAAUUUUACUUAGUUCUUUAGGUAUAAAUAUUUUAGAACAUAAAUAAAACCAUAUUUGUAAGAGGUAAGCAUUUCCCAAUAUUUGAUAGUGCUAAUGUACAGUUUUCCAUAGCUAAUACACCUCAAAACUCUGUCUCCAUUGUCUUCAUUGGACCUUCAAAUGCAUACUUAAAAUAUAUUUUUUAUUAGUAGAGACAAGAACCAACUCACAGUUGUCUGCUUACAGUUGUACUUUGCACUCUUCCUCCCCACAAAACCCAUUUGCCAGCAAUCAAGACACUUAAAGGCCUUGACAUUUCCACACUGCUGUCUUUUAUUCAGUCUGCUCCUUUUCUUGUAAAUGCAUGCUUGUCAGUAGCAGGCUAUAAGCUCUUCAGAGCCAAUACCUGAUUCAUUUUGUCAUGUGCCACGUGCAUUUGCCAAUAUUAUGUCAAGAAUUUGUAAUGUUGCCAUUGCAAGCUAGGCAGUCCUCGCUUGUAGUACAAGGUAUUCAUUUCUAGGUAGCUGGCUUUGAGAAGGUUAUACCUGCUUGCUGAGCUUCGUUGCUCAAUUGUCUGUUAUUAAAGGUCAUCUAGAACUGAGUUAUGAGCAUUUCUUCUCUUCCUUGUUUCACACUGUAUGUUACAACAGUCUGACUCAUGUUGCAGUAUCUGCCAGGCCAUGGUGAAUGGUGCAGUGGUUCUGCACCACUCAGCACUGUUUUAUUCCUCAUCUCACAUGUUUUAAAACCAUGCAUUCUCCUUUAGACCCUGAUGUUAAUUGCUUACAAUUUUUUGGCUGACUUGAGAGGGCUUUAUUCAUAUUGAAGACAGACACUACUUUAACUGUAAAAGGGAGGAAAAAAAGAGCAUGUAAGCAUAGGUAAGGCAGAGCUGAACUGCAGUGGCGUAAAAUCAAUAUGGAUAAUGACUGACCAACAAGUACAUAGCAGUCUGUUUUCCAGUCAAUAAAAUAUUGAUCUUUUGCUCUA